Molecule: messenger RNA, 1803 nt
Organism: Asparagus officinalis (garden asparagus)
Lineage: Eukaryota; Viridiplantae; Streptophyta; Magnoliopsida; Asparagales; Asparagaceae
Product: reticulon-like protein B16
Exons: 7
Coding region: 120-827 (235 amino acids)
Source: RefSeq, a predicted model, not a curated record
UCCCUUCUUUGAAAAGUACCAUACUUUUAUUCAAUUAUAAUUAUUUUCUUCCUAGGGUUUCGUCACGAAUAAAAAACUAAAAUCAAGUCAACGUCUGCUUGAAUUUGGUCCCCAAAUUAAUGGAAAAUAAUAGCGCCCAGGAUCACUCAGACGGAGAGAUGAGCGUCGAAUCGAGGAAAUCUCUCGAUCAGUCGGCGCAAGUUAGCUGCGGGUAUCGCCUCUUCGAUCGCCAGCGGACGAUUCAUCAGAUUAUCGGCGGGGGUAAAGCUGCUGAUGUCAUCUUGUGGAAACAGCAUCAAAUUUCAUUUGGAGUUAUCAUAGUUGCUACUGUUGCAUGGCUUCUGUUUGAGUAUUCUGGACUAUCAUUCCUGACAAUCUCCUCAGACAUUCUGCUUAUUCUAAUUGUAAUUCAGUUCAUUCGGGCAAACAGUGCUGUUAUGCUGAAUAAGCAACUUAAACCAUUACCGGAGUUAGUUUUAUCAGAGGAAAUGGUUAACAAUGCUGCUGCUUCCUUUCGUGGUAAAAUGAACAACAUGUUGCUCAUGGCACAUGAUAUCACUCUUGGCAAGGACUUCAGGCUAUUUUUUCAGGUGGUGGCCUUUCUUUGGCUUUUAUCUGUGAUUGGAAGUUUCUUCUCAUUCUUCACUCUAGCAUAUGUUGGGACUAUCAUAUCGAUUACACUUCCUGCAGUAUAUAAUAAAUAUGAAGCGCAUGUAGAUCGUUGUGCUGGAUUGGUCCACCAGAAGCUUUCCAAACACUACAGGAUAGUGGAUGAAAAUGUUAUUCGAAGACUGCCAAGACGCUUUUCUAAGGAAAAAGAUUCAUAAUUCUUCUCAUAAAGGGAUUUCUGUAGUGUUUUGCAUGCGCAUCGUCUCUGGAGAGCCCUUCAGUGCCCAUCAGCUGUCACCUAUGCUACCAGCUCAAGCAGAAAUGGUUUUUUUUUUCCGCAUCUAAAACAGGGUAAUGUUGAUGCCAUCAACCAAAGCAGCAAGUGGGCGUUAUUGUAAUAUACUUUCUAUGGUGUUAUCCCAUGGUUCAUUCAAUGAGAAAUUUCUGGUUUGCGCCAUCUACUUUCUAUGUAUUUACUCAUUUUCUACUGAAAAAUGAUGUUCCUGUCAGGAUGUCUGAUUAUCCGAGUUCCAUAUAUGCGAAGAGCAUUUUUAACGACGCGAGUCUCUAUAUGAGAACAGCACUUUUAUUUUUGGACCCUCAUCUUGUGGGACGAAGUAUGAGACUAGCCACGCGAUCAGUUUCUAACGAAGGAACACUUCUCUUGUUUGAUAAUUGGUGCCGUUAUUUUGUGUCGAAAAGUAAUAUCUCUUGUUUGAGAAUUCUUGGAUGAGGGCGGGGCAGGGUAUUCGAAAAUAACGGUGUUGGUUCAAGGAUGCUCUUUCUUUCUUUUUAGGCCCCUCACAUAUGCAACGUACCGGAUCAACCUGAAAGAUUUCCUCCCAUGUAUCGGCGUCGUAAUUACUUUGUUGAAAACUCUAUUCCCCUGUAAUUGUAAAAUCAUGCACAUUCUUUGCUGAAUACAACGUUUUAACCUCUUUAACUUUUCCUUUUUACGCACAAUUUGAAAGAGAGGAAUCACAAGUAGAAAAGCACAUUACACAGGCACAACGUUUCAAAAGUAUUCAUGCCACAAGAGAACGAAAAGCUUCGGCUUCAUUAGAUUUUAGACAUCUGGAACAAUCAUUUUCUGAAGUAGUAACUGCCCCCCUCCUACUCUUUACAACACAUGCAAAGCCUUGGUCUCCCUUAAGCCAGGCCACCAAUCUACUUUACCCUCAAUCACACGUAAAA